Messenger RNA from Paramisgurnus dabryanus, 3127 nucleotides. RefSeq names its product ring finger protein 220b (gene rnf220b). NCBI's taxonomy places the organism in Eukaryota, Metazoa, Chordata, Actinopteri, Cypriniformes, Cobitidae. Gene Ontology annotation, biological process: protein ubiquitination. The record is from RefSeq and is a predicted model, not a curated record. Gene Ontology annotation, molecular function: ubiquitin protein ligase activity; metal ion binding.
ACGAGCAUCUGUAUAAUCUUUAUCUGAGCGGUGUCAAGCGCUAAACAACGUAACACUUUAAACCUCAACGAUUAUUGUUAAACGGCAAACAGCUUUUAACGCGUCCCGGUGCGUUUUUUCUGCUUUCUGUCAUCCGUAAACUCUUUUGAUUGACAACAUCAGCGCGCGUCUUUAACUCAAGCCUGGAUUAAACAGUUUUAUGUUCUUUUAAGAUGUUUGACCACGGAAUUAUUUGCAUCAGAGAAUGAGUGCUUAAGUCUUAAUUAUAAGCAUUUGGUCCAGUGCCCCUAAAGUCUUUUCACCACUUAACACUGAGUUUGGCUGGACACUGAAUUGCUCAAAUGGACCUCCAUCGGACUGCCUUUAAGAUGGAGAACUCCUACAUGUCUGGUCCACUAACCUCCCCUGCCCUCAUGGUCCUGGCAUCAACAGCGGAAGCCGGACGUGAUGCCUCUGUACCCUGCCAACCUCCGCGACCAUUCGGAGUGCCCGUCACUUUAGAAAAGGACAUGCAUCUCCCGUUCCCCAGUGGUUCUUAUACCUUUGCCUCCAUGUACCAUCGCCAAGGUGGUUUCGCUCCUCGAGACUUCCCCACACCCCUUCUCCACCUUCACCCACAGUUUGCUCCACCCAAUCUGGACUGCUCACCACUGGGUAUGCUUAACCACGGAGGGGUGGGGGCCUUCCGGCCGUUCUCAUCCCCACCUGAGGAGCGUGAUGGAGGGGGAUACCAGUCCGCUUUUCUCCCGGCCAAGCGCUUAAAGGGCGGCCUGGAACCGGAUGCUGCACCUCACCUCCGCUACACGGAUGUGGAGGUGAAAGAGUUUGACUUUGGGGGUGCUCAUGUUCCUGCCGGUUCUCCGAGUGCCCUGAGGGUAGCUGAGGAUGUUGGGAAGAAGCUGUUUAGCCUGUCUGGGCUGUUAGCAAAUGCACAGACUUCAUCCGGCACAGAGGAGCACAAAGAAACAAAUAAAAUAAAGAGCCUGUAUGACACUCAGACGCCCAUGUGUCCGAUCUGUCAGUCUGUGCUGAGGCCUGGAGAGCUACAGGAACACAUGGAGGAGGAAAUGGAGCGUCUUGUGCAGCUGCAAAACGGUCAGGGUCCCGCUCAAAAGGAGUUUCUCUCUGCUGGGCAGCCUAAGUCGCUUUUCUCUAUGCACAUAAAGAGAGAAGGUCCCUUGUCCGUUUCCUCUCCGCGUCCUGCUGAUGAGGCUGUGAACUCUGACAGGUACCAGACAUUUUUGCGAGUCCGAGCAAACAGGCAAACGAGACUAAAUGCACGCAUUGGUAAACUGAAAAGACGGAAAGCGGAGGAAGAUCAGAGAGAUGGUCUGGGUGUUAUUGAAGAUGCCUCAGUGCUGUCAGCCGGGAGUGAGUUUGAAUGGGGAGAACAGAGACGAAUACAGAUGGUUUCUGUUCUCAGAGGAUUCAGAGGUUUGGUAAGCAGCACAUUGAAGGAGCACCAGGACAGUGAUGCAGAUCUGGACGUGGAUGGAGAUGAUACUCUGGAGUAUGGAAAAGCCCAAUACACAGAGGCAGAUGUGAUUCCCUGUUCAGGAAAACAAGCGAAAGAUGCAGAGGAACGGCGAGCGCUGAGAGGAGUUAUAUUAAAUGGGGACACAUUCAACCGGUUAUCACCAGAGCAAACCAAGUUGGCAAAUUCAGAAACUCCAACUACUAGUAAUGUAGAGUUCGACAGCAAAACAAGCACAACGUCUCCAAGAACCUGUAAGAACAGCGAGUUAGAGAAUGUAUCGGACGACCCCUCCCUCGGCACACUAGAGGCCCUAAAAACACGAAUCAGAGAUCUGGAGAAGCAGCUCACACGAGGUGACAGAUUCAAGUGUCUCAUCUGUAUGGAUUCAUACACCGUACCCCUGACGUCUAUUCAGUGCUGGCAUGUUCACUGUGAGGAAUGCUGGCUUCGCACUCUGGGAGCAAAAAAGCUUUGCCCGCAGUGUAAUACUAUCACUUCACCUGGGGACCUGAGAAGAGUGUAUUUGUGAUGAAAUACACUCGUUUCUUUGGUGUCUUUUCAUCUGCCUGUUUGCACUCUACAUAAACUUUUACUGAAGAGACUCUGUUCAUGUUGAAAAGCAUUUAUAUGAAGACCACUGUGACCGGUUUUCAUUUCUUGAAGAAAUGGUAUAUGGUAUAAAUCCUCAGAAAUUGUAAGGAUGAUAAAACAGAAUUGUAUUUCUAUGUACUUAUAAAACCUUGUUUUGAUGUUCAAUUAUCAUUUUUUUAAGUUAUUCUCAUAGAGAAAGAUAUAAAGCAAUCUGUCCAAUAGAUUUGUGAAUGUUUUCAGACUGAAACACUGAAGUGAACCUACAGUAGCGGUGUUGAUCGAGAGAGUUGAGCUUUCAAAUCGUUCUUAAACUGUGUUUUGUGAAGAAUGUGCAGAAAAGCAACGAAUCUUUUACUUUUCCGUAUUUUUCCAUACUUUACCAUGUGACUGUACAGCUAUACAGUAAUGUUUUGAGUAAAGAAUUAGGAUAUUUUAAAUAUGAUUUAUGAUAACUUAUGUUGCCUUUGAGGUGAUGUACUGUUUAUAUAGUGUAUUUGUUUAUCUCAUACAUUGUAUUUUUGUUUGUUUAAUCGUUCCUUUAUGCUAAGCAUGCUUAAAAUUAAAGAGACGAGAUUGCAUAUGGCACAAAUUUACAAAACCCCCUACAUUUUUACAUUGACCUUAAUGCCAAAAUUAUGGACACUUCAUAUUCAUACAGUAUACAAUAUAUUCUGAAUUAAAUAGCGCUCUGUAAAUUUUCUACCUUUUCUCCUUUAACUUGCUUUUAAAGAUAAAACUGUCUUUAUUUCUGUUGAUAUUUAACUAUAACAGGUGAUUAGCAGGUUGUCUUAUAUAUAACACAGCUACAUUUAGUAGCAUAUGCUGCCCUCUGGCUUUUAGGUUGGGUUGCAGCACUUCUCUCCACUUCUGAGCAGAGCAAAGACCUCCUGAAUUUAGGAAUCUAACAGAAGAGUAGUUCAGUUUCCUUUUGUGGUAUUUUAGCAAUAGUUUUGUUACUGUCUAGACUCUCUAGUCCAGUUACAACACGUAACGGAAAUAUCGUGAAGCACUUUUGAUAGUUAUCUAAAAAUAAAUAGACUGAAACAUAAAACCAGCCUU